Messenger RNA from Xiphias gladius (swordfish), 5077 nucleotides. It is a transcript of the gene csf1rb, whose product is annotated as colony stimulating factor 1 receptor, b. The transcript is spliced from 22 exons. Lineage: Eukaryota; Metazoa; Chordata; Actinopteri; Istiophoriformes; Xiphiidae. Gene Ontology annotation, molecular function: cytokine binding; ATP binding; macrophage colony-stimulating factor receptor activity. The coding region runs from base 34 to 3207 and encodes 1057 amino acids. The record is from RefSeq and is a predicted model, not a curated record. Gene Ontology annotation, cellular component: signaling receptor complex; CSF1-CSF1R complex. Gene Ontology annotation, biological process: multicellular organism development; positive regulation of kinase activity; cytokine-mediated signaling pathway.
UCAAUCCGAACAACAACAGAGAGAGAGAGAGAGAUGUUGGUCCAUUCUCUGCUGCUAUCGAUCGCCCUCAGCUGCUACUGCUCUGCUGAAGAUCUUCCUGGUCCUCCAUCGAUCAGUCUGAAAUCUGUCUUCCUGCCAAAUCAAACAGAGGUGGUUCUGACUGCCGGCUCCGCCUUCUCCCUCAGGUGCCAUGGUAACGGUUCGAUCCGUUUGUCAAGCACCGCAUUUAGUCUGCUCUACAAGGACAAACUGCCAGACCCAUUGGAGGUCAAGAGCUCAGAACCUAGACAUACUGGGACAUACCGCUGUGGGUACACUACCCAGAGCCUGGAACACCUGGACACCUGGAUCCACCUGUACAUCAAAGACCCAGCCAACACUUCCAGUGUAUUUGUCACUCCUCGCAGUGCCCCUGAUGUCAAAGAAGGCCAGGACUUCCUGUUCAAGUGUCUGCUGACUGACCCAUCCGUCAAAAACCUAACCCUCCAAUCAGAAGGUAGUGCUGGGGGCAGGGGGCGGGGCCUGCCGCAGGGCAUGAACGUGACCUUUGACCCCAGAAGAGGAGCCCUUAUCCAUGACCUAAAGAGGUCGUUUAAUGGACGCUAUGUCUGUUCAGGCUGGAAGGACGGGAAACAGUUCAGAUCCAGUACUGUUGACCUGCUGGUGGUCCCUAGGCUGCGUAAUCCUCCCUCUCUGUCUGUCAGUCAGGAUGAAUUUGUCCGUCUGGAGGGAGAAAAAUUUGAGGUCACCUGUCUGAGCAGUAACCCCUCCCACUUCUACAACCUCACCUGGACACACCCGAACAUACAGACACUGAAUGUGACCGUCAGCCGACACUAUGGUAACCACCAACUGUACAUCAACAACACUCUGACUAUCUCUGCUGUCAGUCUGAAACACAGGGGACCAUACACCUGUACCGCUUUCAACGAAGCUGGAGUAGCCAAAGCAACCACACAGCUCAGAGUUCUGGAUCAUCCCUACAUGAGGAUCUACCUUCAACUGAUGCAGCAUGCUAACACUAACACCAGGACCAUAGAGGUCAAGGGGAACCUGUUUGCUAAUAUUAGCAGCAUGCCAUUGGAGGUGCCACGAGAGCCAGACACUAAUAUUAGCAGUGGUUCACUGGAUGUGAAUGGGGAAAUGAUUGCUAAUGUUAGCCACGAGAGAACACAUGUGAAUAGUGCUAUUAGUGCUAACAUCAGCGGCAGUAGCAGAGUGGAGGUGGUUGAAGGCCAAGAUGUGAUGUUAACAUUUGUGAUGGAGGCAUAUCCUCCGAUCAGGCACCGGGACUGGAUGACACCAGCACACAUCAACAACAACAACAAUACGGUGUACCAGGAGAGCUACACUGCUGAAGGUUACAGGUCGGCAGCGAGCCUGCUGCUACGGCGGGUCCGUCAGGAGGAUCGUGGACGAUACGCGUUUAAUUUCUCAAACUCAUUCUUUAGUGGCUCACAGAACGUCGAUCUCCGAAUCUACCGUUCUCCAAGUGCUGUGGUCAGUCUGCAGAACAACACUCUGAUCUGCAGCAGCCCUGGAUAUCCACUACCCACAAUCCUCUGGUACAUCUGCCCUGGGGUUCAGGACACGUGUGGAGAUGGCUCCCCUUAUCAGUCUCCAGCUGAUGUGACCUCACAGGAGGAAGAGGAUGAGGAGGAGAAGGAGGAGGUGAGGAAACACCUCCCUCUGUCAGCCGGUGAUGAUGUCACUGUGGAGUGUGUUGCCUACAAUGACAUGGGACAGUCGCGUACCAUCUUCAAUUCUCGUCAAGUCAAGUCUCUGGGUUCUAUAACAGAAUCUCCAAUGUUUUUCACUCCGGCUCUGAUUGGAGCUCUGAGUGCUACUGCCAUCCUUCUCCUGCUGCUAUUGGUCGUUUUUUACCAUUGGAGACAGAAACCCAAAUAUGAGAUUCGCUGGAAGAUCAUCGAGAACACAGAUGGAAACAAUUACACCUUUGUUGACCCCACCCAGCUGCCGUACAACCACAAGUGGGAGUUUCCGCGAGACAAACUCCGCCUUGGUCCUGUUUUGGGUUCAGGGGCAUUUGGGAAGGUUGUUGAGGCGACGGCGUACGGUCUGGGCACUGAAAACAUCGUCACCAGAGUCGCCGUCAAGAUGCUCAAACCGAGCGCUCAUUCGGAAGAACGUGAAGCUCUGAUGUCGGAGCUGAAGAUCCUCAGUCAUCUUGGUUACCAUGACAACAUAGUCAACCUGCUGGGAGCCUGCACUCAAGGAGGCCCCAUGCUGAUGAUCACAGAGUACUGUAGCCAUGGCGACCUGCUCAACUUCCUGCGGGCUCAUGCUCAGGACUUCAUGACAUCAAUUUUGAUUGUGGAUGAAGUUGAGGAGGAGGCUCUCUAUAAGAACAUGGCCACCCAGCAUGCCAGGCUCAGGAGUGACAGUGGAAUCUCGUGCUGUUCAGAGUAUCAGGAGAUGCUGCCGGUUCUGAAUCCAGGACGAACACACCAGGGUGUGCAGACAGACAACCUGUCUGUCAGUGACCUCAUGAGGUUUUCCUACCAGGUGGCUCAGGGUCUGGACUUCCUGUCCACCAGGAAUUGUAUCCACAGAGAUGUAGCAGCAAGGAACGUCCUGCUGACUGAUCGUCGUGUUGCAAAAAUCUGUGACUUUGGUUUGGCUCGAGACAUUUGCAACGACGACAGCUACAUAGUCCAGGGAAAUGCCCGCCUCCCAGUGAAGUGGAUGGCUCCGGAGAGCAUCUUUCAGUGUGUUUACACUAUACAGAGCGAUGUCUGGUCGUAUGGAGUCUUACUGUGGGAGAUCUUCUCUCUGGGUAAGAGUCCGUAUCCAAAUGUUGCCGUGGAUACCAACUUCUACAAGAUGAUCAAAGAUGGUCGCCACAUGGCUCAGCCAGACUUCGCUCCAGCAGAGAUGUAUGAGCUGAUGACUCUCUGCUGGUGUCUGGAGCCCACUGACAGACCAACCUUCAAAACGAUCGGUCAGCUCAUCAACAGGCUCCUCCCCUCCACCAAUAACAUGUCACCACGUCACAGCCAUCAACCAACGUACAGGAACAUUGAUGAGUGCAGAGAAGAAGAAGAAGAAGAAGAAGAGGAGGAGGAUGUCGGAGGAGGAGCAACACUGAAGAGACCAGAAGAAGAAGAGCACGGUCAGAGAGAGCACAGUGGUGUUGAAGAGGAGGAGAAGGAGCCGAUGAUGAAGAACAUCUACCAGCUCUCCUGACUGUCUCGUCCAGUCAAAAUCGGGUUCAGUUCUGCUGUUUCUCACUUGUAGUUUAUUAUUGAACGAAUAAUGAAAAUUUGAGAAUGAGUUGAUGUCAUGUUACUCAUUAGGCUGCCCUCCUCACUGCUAAAAACUUUAUGGAGAUACUGUCACGUUAAAAUAAAACCUUUAUUCAAACAUCCAGCCUGAACAGACAUGAAGGGACCUGUCUGUGUGGUGUUCUGGUGUCCAGGUUGGAGGUUCAUUUGAAUGAGGCGGAGAGAUCUGGGUAUUUGGGUGGGAAAAUUGUCCCACGGUGCAUUCACAAACACAAAGUAGACCUCAGUAUCUGGUCUCUCAUGAAUCUGUAGUUCUGGGGAGUGGGGGUUGUUUUGUGUAAUUUACAUCCUCUGCUCCAACUGGACAGUUGUUUUCAGAAGAGUCCACCGCCAACAGACAUCAAUAAUGUCGGUGAUUUGUUUCCAGACUCGACAUAGAAAAUUGGGAGGCCAGAGACGGCGAUGAUCAGCUUUUCUUCCACUUUGUUUAAUGUUGAAGUUUUUAGUGCAGUGCAGUAGUAACCAACUCUGUGCUUCUGUUUCCGCUGGAAUCAUGAUGAUCAGGAUUGGCUCUCACCAGGCUGUCACUCACACUGCGUCAGAGGAUAUUUGAAUAGUUGAGUCUUUAAGGCUUUGAGACCAAAGCCAGGUCUCCUUCACAAUGAAUCGCAGCCAUCUCUGUCCCAGCUUUUUGAAUCUGUGUAUGUGUGUGUGAAUGCGGCAUUACACUUUGUGCUGAGAAUAGAUGUCUCUGUCAAUAUGCUGCCAAUCUGAUUGUUUUAUCAUCAGGAAAAAACUAAAUACCCAGAGCAAAUGCAAAACAAUAACAGAAAUAAACUGUUUUAAUCAAACUAUCUCUAGAGAGUAGAUGUAUUUAUCUGAUUAAAAAAUAACAUUAAUUGUGUUUAGAGCAGGAACAUCAGUAAAUCAUACUGGUCAUGGUCUCAUAGUUAUGAUGGUGCUUUUUAUGUCAGAGACAUCAGAUCACAGCAGCUCAUCAAUCCUCACAAAAAAAAAGCUAAUUAGUAAAAAAAAAUCUGAAUCUCAUUGUUUAUUCUAGAAAUGUAUUAUGACGCAUAAUGAUGCUGUAUCAAAUUUCAAAAUAUGACAUAACUAUUUAUAACGUGAAACAGCAUCAGAUUGAUGCUUUCAUAUUACCAUCUUCACAGAACUUUUUUUAUUUUUCAUUUCUAUCAUCAUUGUACUCAUUAAUUGUUAUACACCACCUGCCUUUGGCUGCAGAUUUGUGCUACUACUCGUUCACGUUGCGUCACUUUGCAUCAUCCAGACCAGAAUAUGAUUUCCUGUGUCUUUCCAUGUAUUUACUUACUAUCAUCAUCUUUCCCUGUGAUUGUUUCAGCUGUUUCAGAGCAAUCAGAGCAGGGAUGUGAUUGGCUGAGAGUGUAUCUAUUAAUCACCACACCCUCUGAUCUAUAUUCACCUUCACUUGCUGUACCUACAUGAACCAAAACAUCUGUUUUAAAAACCAACACCUGCUGCUUUGUGUUUCUUAUUGUGUUUGUUAAAAUAGAUUAAAACAAAGCGCGGAAUCAUAAAACACCUCAACUUUCAACAGAGUGGCAGCCGGGAUUUUAGAAAUACUGUUGACAUGAUUCAAAAUGUUCUCAACUGCAUCACCAACCAAACUCUGUGUAAUUUUCUAAGCAUUAAAAAAAAACAACAUUUUAUUUUUGGCGAGACACCAACCAGAUUCUUACAUUUUAUGUAAGUAUCCACAAAAAUCACAAAAAAAAAAAGUGUUUUUGAAAAAUUUUCAAUUUAAUUUCUGACAUACAACCAAACUCUUAAAAUUACUGAAUGCUUUUAAAAAA